Molecule: messenger RNA, 1668 nt
Organism: Sphenostylis stenocarpa
Lineage: Eukaryota; Viridiplantae; Streptophyta; Magnoliopsida; Fabales; Fabaceae
Source: the annotation of a GenBank genome assembly
AUGGGCGUGUCUUCAAACGAAUCGAUACAGUUAUGCAUUUUUGAUCUGAGGAGAGGCCAAAACGAGGGCCAAGAGCUCGAUAAGAUCCUCUUCUUCUUCCCCGCGGGCUUGCCCUUCUCCAAGCAACUCUCCGUCAUUGGCCUCAGCGAAGGGCUCAUCACCUUCACAAGAAUCUUCUCCCCCGAGGCUGCUUGCGAGGUCAUCGAAGCUGAACGGCAUUCGCAUGUUUUCCACGAGGCCGAACCAGAUAUUUGGAUUAUCAUGGUGGUGGAGAAAAGCAAUGAUUCAGAACCUAUAUGGAGAGAUGAUGCUUUAAGAAAAGUUCUCAAGGAAAUUCACUCACUUUUUGUAAUGUUUCAUGGAUCUAUUAGAGCAAUGCUGGAGAAAGAACCUGGUGGAGGACUAACAAGACGGCAUUUAUAUUCCUUCAUCAUGGAUUAUCUGAGGGAUUUUCUUGCGGGGAAAAAGCUUCUUUUACCAUCAUUCCGUGAUUGCUUAAAGGAACGCAGAACUGUGCAGAUGCUGACAAUUGGUCGGGAAGCUGCAAUUGAGGUUCAGUCCCUUGUCAGGGUGCUUGAAUCUUCUGCUGGAAACACUAUCUGCUACUCUUUGAUUUUAUUUCAAGACCUGCUAGUGUCCACAACUCUAUCCCCUGAUGACACCAUAAAUUUAUUCACAUAUGCGGUGCUAAGGUUGACUCCUCAUGCUCUAUCUGCUGGAACAAGUUCCUGGUCCUACUUAAGGAAAGGAAGUACUGCAUCCAAUGUUGCCACUGAGUCUAACGUGGCCCAUCCAAACUCUAUGUCUGAAAGCUUUUAUGGCUCAUCUGAUAUAUCCUCUGGUGAAGAUAACCACUAUCAUGUUGUGAGGCCCUUACAGAGUGACAAGUGGUCUAAAGGAAAAGAUGGUUAUCUUGUCACUGAUUUAUGGGGUGCAGAAGUUGGUACGUGGGUGUUUGCCACUCCUACAGUUUUGCUUCAACAGACAGGACAGAAAAUGUAUCUCUGUGUUUAUCAGCAUAGAAGCCUUACUUUAAUGCUUCUGAUUCCUGUAUCAUCCGUACUUAAUGGGGAGCAAGGUGUGUCAGCAGUGAGGCAGCAAGUUAUCGAAAAUGCAUCACUUAAGAUACUGAAAGUUGAAGAGAAGCUAUCCAAAGGAUGGGGUGGUGAGAAUGCAUAUCACGUUAGUGGGUACCGCUACUUACUAGUAGACGGUGAUAGAAAUAUAUCCAGGGCUUCUCCAGCAACAAAAGUUACAACUUUAACAAAGGAGUCCUUACUUGCUAUGAAUAAGCUAAGGCAAGAGGUGGAGUUGGAAAAGAAUAGAGCGAAACUGGAUAGCUGUAAUGUUGAAAAAGAUUUAGAAAUGUGCGUUAGAGCAAAAAAUAAUGCAUGGGUUAUUUCUCGAGUCACAAGAGGGAAGGAACUUUACAUGGUUCUAGAGAAAGCCAAUGAAACCCUCCUAUAUGCCUCAGAUGCUGUUGAGAAGUUUAGCGACAGUUUGGAAAUAAUAACGAAUUCUUCUAAACCAAACUUGGCAUAUCUGAGCAUCCCAAAACCGGCAGAAAACACAAAUUGUAAUUUUCUUUCUUGGUUGAGCAUGGCAGGUACUGCGAUGGAACAUUUUCACUGGACUAAAGAAAACCAAGCAUGUGGAGCCCGGAAAUAG